Molecule: messenger RNA, 4072 nt
Organism: Eublepharis macularius
Lineage: Eukaryota; Metazoa; Chordata; Lepidosauria; Squamata; Eublepharidae
Gene: FAM171B
Product: family with sequence similarity 171 member B
Exons: 8
Coding region: 60-2384 (774 amino acids)
Source: RefSeq, a predicted model, not a curated record
UCCGGCUGGCUCUGGCUGGCCGGGCCGCAAUAUGCCUCCGCUGCCGCCGCCUGGCCGCCAUGCCGGGGAGCCGCGGGCUGGCCGCCGCCGCCGCCCUCUGCCUGCUGCUGCUGCUGCUGCUGCCGCCCGCGCUGAAGGGCCGCCCGGGCUCCGCCGCCGCCCGCGCCGCGCCAGGAUCUACGUUUACACUGAAAGUGCAUGUCAAUGACAUCAUCAGUCACCAGUACCUCCAUCAAGCCAUUGUAGAAGUCUUUGUCAAUUACACCAAGACCAACUCCACACUAACUGGAAAUAAUGGAGAAGUAUUGAUCAAAGUCCCCUAUCAACUAGGCCAAAGUUUAACUAUUGCUGCUUAUAAAGAUGGCUAUAUGUUAACACCUUUGCCUUGGAAAACUGGGAGAGUGCCAAUAUAUUCAUCUGUGACACUUUCACUGUUCCCUCAAAGCCAAGCAAAUGUAUGGUUGUUUGAUGAUACAGUUUUAAUAACUGGGAAGGUAUCUGAUGCCAAAUCUCAACCAAGUGUUCAGUUUCAAAAAAAAUUAAUAAAACUUCCUGUGAACCACCACAUCACAAACGUAACAGCCUACCUUACAGUGCCACAGCAGUUUUUGAAAGUGGACCAUUUUCUCUAUACAACAGGGAUCCUUCUCACUAUGUCAGGUUUUAAAAGUAUUGAACUAACCCCUCUUGCUGCCAUAUGUGUCAACCUUUUUUCGGCUGGGAAAAAACUGAAAGUGGACGGCUCUAUCCAUGUAACGUUGCCUCUUCUACCCACGAGAACGGUAAAAGCAGGAAGUUGGAUCCCAGCAUGGACCUUUGACAUGAACACUGGUGCUUGGGUAAAUCAUGGGUCGGGCAUCGUAAAGGAUGCAGGUGACCGCUUAGUAUGGGCAUACACUGCCCCAAGCCUAGGCUACUGGAUUGCUGCCCCGCUGCCUGGAACAACAGCGCUUACAAAGGAUAUAGCGGAGUACCACACAAUGUUUCUGACGGUCAUAUUGGGAGGCACAGUCAUCAUUAUUGCCGGGUUCUUUGCAGUCCUCCUGUGCUAUUGCAGAGAUAAAGACGGCCAGUCAAAAAGGAGAGGAAAAAAUAUGACCAAACUGGGCGUCUUUAAAAGGGACCAGAUGACAUCAACCACCCACAUAAAUCACCUCGGAAUUGCCAAUGGAUCCUUCCAGGCAACGGAGAAAUCUCAAAUGUAUUCACCCGGAUUGUCAUCAUACAGCCCACAAAAAGGUGCUUUGGCAGAAGAGAGAAAAGUUUGUGGCGGUAUCAGAAUCUUCACAGAAGGUGCUUGCUACCAGUCCUCUAGCGUGAAUACUCAGUCACGGAAUUCACCUCAGUCCUCAGAACCUGGCAGGAGUGUAAGGCUCUUGCAAGCAGCACAGCACACCCAUGGGCACAUUUCCCCUUCUAGGGGCUCACAAGAGCAGAACCAGUAUCUCUCAACGUGUGAGGAAAUGUAUGGGCUCUCACCUUUGCCAGAACAGUUGCUGCAUCUUUAUAGCCAGCCUAUUGCAAUCCUUCAAACGCCGGACCUUUUCCACUCCCCAGAUCAGCUACACACUGCCAAAUCGGCUACCUUGCCAAGGAAAGGGCAGCUAGUUUACAGCCCAAUGACAGAGCCCUCGAGUCGGGAGAGUUACACCCAGACAUUACCCAAAAUGCCAGUGCGCUCUGACCUUCAGCCACCAACUUCCAGAGGUGAAGCAGCCGCAUUGGAUACGCAGCAGGGCUUAUCUCCCCAAGCCACAAACUGGGGGCGCUACACAAACAGCUUGCUGGAGUCGGUUUCUGUCCCGGGAACGCUCAACGAGGCUGUAGUAAUGACACCGUUUUCAUCUGAGCUUCAAGGCAUUUCAGAGCAGACCUUAUUGGAACUCUCGAAAGGGAAACAGUCUCCACACCCCAGGGCAUGGUUUGUGUCCUUGGAUGGCAAGCCAAUCGCUCAAGUGAGACAUUCCUUCAUCGAUCUCAAGAAGGGCAGGAAAACCGAGAGCAAUGACACUAGCUUGGACUCGGGUGUGGACAUGAAUGAGCUCAACCCCAGUCGAAAAUUAGAGAGGGAGAAGACCUUCAUUAAAUGUAUGCAACAUUCUAAGAUCCUCUAUCUGGAAGACUUGGAUCUCAGCGGCAGCGAAAGCGGGACCACCGUUUGCACCCCUGAAGAUCACACGGUCAAGCCCAUGCCAGAUGGAGGGAGUGAUCCAGUCCUGCGACAACCCACUGAAGAGGGGCCUGUGAGAAAAAGCACAGCAAAAGAGCGUGACGCCAGCCCUCCUUCCACCAAGAAGCGGGGGAGGCCUGUUCUGACUAAAAGAGAUAGCAAAACCAACAUCUGGAAGAAGAGAGAAGAGAAACCUCUCAUUCCCAUGAGUUAAAAUUACAGUUAUGUCUCUCUUUGCGGGUGACUCGUGGAUUUUUCUCAGCCCUUUUGCUUAUUUGCAGUGUUCCGUUUAUAAUGGACAAUCAGAGUUCAGUAUGAAGUUGUCUACUUCUGCAGAGGAUGAUUCACCUUCAUCAGCGUGAUGGCUAUUCAAGCAACUGGAAGAGGCUCUAUCUGUUUUGCUGAAAUCAAAUUGCUUUCAACGACAUGUUUGAGCGACAUUUUUAAAAAUGUAUAAAAAAUAUUCUGGAAUGUGUCCACGAAGGUGUAAGAAGCCACAAUGCUGUCGCAUUCCUCUUGUCUAGAUCUGGGCAUUCGAUAAGGAAGGAGUACUGCACUGUUGAUCCUGGACAGUAUUGAAUUGCCAUGGGGAAUAAAAACUGUUGUUGUUUGUUUUAUUCAGCAAUGGAGAUUCUACUGUAUAUGUUUGAUACAACUAUCCAAACUAGGCAAGAAGCUGGCUUUUUUAUCAUCUGCAUUUUCCAUUUUUUUUUAUCUACAGGUGGAUCUUCCUGGUUCUCUUCUUUGCUUGCUUGUAUAUUGUUCUAUCAUGAAGUUCUGUGUGUAUAAUCUUGGGAAAAAUCAGAGGCUUCUUAUCAAUUCCAGAUGGUAUUUCAGGUGUACAGAAUCUUCCCUUUUCGUGUGCAACUCCAGUAUAUAUUGAGCCAAAUUAUGCUCUUGUUUUUUAGGAUAACUUGAUUUGUACUAAUGUAAAUAGGACAGGAUUUGGUCCUUGGGUGUCUAAUAUUGUAAAUAGAAGGAUGGCUUUUGGGAAGAGAGUUCCUCCAGGAACGAGGCCCUGGGCCAUUGCACAGCCUUUAAGAAACCCGCAACUAGAACAUAAAGCAAUUUGACUCUGUGCCUCAUUUAUUUAUUAGCUUUCAAGUACUUUGACCCCCCCCCCCAGUCUUAAGAGUCCGCUAUUUCUUAGAGGAAAUUACAUGUGAAAUGUGCUGGACUCAAUUAGGAUUAUAAAUAAGAUGAGCCAUAACCACAAGGAUUCUUUCCUGUCGCCAAAUUGGUCUUACGGGACUAGUCCUGGCCUAAUUUUUGCCCCAUAUUUAUCCCCUAAUUUGAUAGCAAACCUGUCAAAAUACAAAGGAUGUCUCUUAGAGCACAACAUUAGCCUUGGUCAGAGCCCACAUUAAAGGAUGGUUUGUUGCUGACUAAAUUACAUAAUGGUAUAAUCCUGAAGACUUUUAGCUAGAAGUGCGUCCCAUUGAUAUCAGUGGAUUUCUCUUCCAGGUCCCACUGGUAGGGAGAAAAGGGGGCUGGAAAGAUUUUAAAUAAGUGUGGGCACGAUUAAGGCCUAAGGGUGCGUUCAGUUUUACCUGCAAGCAGGAGUCACAAGCUUUGUUCCCCUGCAUUGCAGGCCUGCCCUCCGCCCCAGCCUUUUGCAACGCAGUUUUUUGGGGAAAAGAGCCACAAUUAACACUUGGAAAGUUGAAAACUGCUCUGGGAAGUAUGUAGGCUGUAUGUUAUCCUGGGGUAUCCCCAGGGCUCAUUUCAAGGGGGAACGCACAGGAAGGCAGUUCCGGCAGUUCCCCAAAGAGGUCACAUGUCAGGUGCCCACCUGACUCUCGGCCAUUUUGAGCCUGUUUCGGCCUGGAUUGGGGCUGAAACAGCCCGGAUUGGGCCUCUGACGGGUGGUGGAUCACUCUCCCACUCAGCAGCAGCCCGAUC